Cuculus canorus (common cuckoo) is the source of this 7410-nucleotide messenger RNA. RefSeq names its product ATPase H+ transporting V1 subunit F (gene ATP6V1F). The coding region runs from base 121 to 480 and encodes 119 amino acids. NCBI's taxonomy places the organism in Eukaryota, Metazoa, Chordata, Aves, Cuculiformes, Cuculidae. The record is from RefSeq and is a predicted model, not a curated record. Gene Ontology annotation, molecular function: proton-transporting ATPase activity, rotational mechanism. Gene Ontology annotation, biological process: proton transmembrane transport. The transcript has 5 exons. Gene Ontology annotation, cellular component: proton-transporting V-type ATPase, V1 domain; membrane.
AUUGGUGGAGUCGGGGGGCGGGGCCGGUAGGGAGCGGGUCCUGACCGGCGGCAGCGGAGACCGUACCGGUCUCGGCAGGUCUCGUGCGGUCUCGGUCGCGAUAGCCGGGCGCCUGUCGCGAUGUCGGGCCGCGGGAAGCUCCUGGCGGUGCUGGGGGACGAAGACACGGUGACCGGGUUCCUGCUGGGCGGUGUUGGGGAGCUGGACAAGCACCGUCGGCCCAACUUCCUGGUGGUGGAGAAGGAGACGAGCCUGGCCGAGAUCGAGGAGGCCUUCCGGAGCUUCCUGGCACGUGAGGACAUCGGGAUCAUCCUGAUCAGCCAGUGCUUGGCGGAGCUGAUCCGGCACGCCGUGGAGGCACACUCCCGCCCGCUGCCUGCUGUGCUGGAGAUCCCCUCCAAGGAGCACCCGUACGACCCCACCAAGGACUCCGUCCUGCGCCGUGCCCGUGGACUCUUUGCCCCUGAUGACCUCCGCUAGGGCCAAAACCGUCUAGGGGUCCCUGGCCCACACAGGGUCCGCAUCCUAUCCUAGGGGUCUCCAUCCUGCCCCAGGGUGGUUCUGCAAGGUCCCCAUCCUAAGGAGUUCUCAUUCCACCCCAGAGAUCCCCAUCCCAAGGAGUCCUCAUCCCAUUCCAGGGGGUCCCCAUCCCACUCUGUGGUGAUGCUGCAAGGUCCACAUUCCAUCCCAUCCUAAGGGGUCCUCAUCCAACCCCAGAAAUCCCAAUCCCAUCCCAGGGGGUCCUUGGAUGUCCCCAUCACACCCCAUGGUAAUGCUGAGAUGUCCCCAUCUCACCCUGGGGGUCCACACUCCUUCUUAGGGUGCUGCUGGGGGUCCCCAUCCUGCCCUAGAGAUCCCUGUCCCAUCCUAAGGGGGGUCCUUGGAUGUCCCUGUCCCAUCCCAGGGUGAUGAUGGUUGGUCCCCAUCCCAUCCUAGGGGAUCACUGGGAGACUCCAUCCCAGGGCAACGCUGGGGGGUACCAGUACCACCUUGGGUGUCCUUAAGGAUCCCUGUUCCACCCUGGGGUGGUGCUGGGGGUCCCCAUCCCACCCUAGAGAUCACCGACCCCCCCUUAGCCCCUUCUGCCCCAGCACCCCUUCCUCCAUGGCCCCGUGAUGUUCACUCAGUGCUGCUUGCUCAGCGGGCCGUGACAGGAAGUGACUGUGACCAAUCCUGCCGGGGCCUGAGCCAGCACCAGCCCUGCUGGACCCUGCCCCUCAGUGCUGUUACUGCCCAGCAUGGGCAGAGGGGAGCCCUGGGAGUACUAGGGACCCCCAAGGGCACCCCCAGGACCCAGUGCUGUGUGGCACCAGCACCACUUUCCCCUCCCCAGCAGCAUCCGGGUGGGGGCACUGGUAUUUAUUGGGGUGUGUGUCCCUGUGUCCCCGUGUCAUGUGUGUCCCCAACAGACACUGUCACCGCUGGCUGCUGCUCUCAUCUGUGGGGCAGGGGCAUCGAAUGGGGACAUGCUAUGGGGCACAGAGGGACAGGAACACGCUGUAGGAAAAGGAGGGGAAAAGAGGAAGAAGGAGAAGUGGAGCUUUGGAAAGCGCUUUCAUAUUGUCAGUAUAGAGAGAAUUAGGAGGGAGGUAACUUUUUUAAAUCCCUUCUAUAAACAGGAUUUUUUGCAUUUUAAACCCUUCCAUGUCACAGAGUUUUAGAGCAAUACAACAUCUGGUUACACUUGCUACAAACCAUCUCAGUUUAGAGUUUCUCUGUUUCCAGUUACACAGGAUAUCUCUUUAGCCUUUUCCUAUGUUUUGAGGCUUAACAUCUUUUUAGACUUAUUUUUAGUAUUUGUGUUAAAAUAUUUCCCGUAAAACAAAUUCAGAAGGGCAGUUGGCGCAUUCCUAACGUUAAUUUUAGAAUUCAUAUAUCAAGUAUCUUGGGGAAAUGCAGACACACCUCUUAGAUGUACCUUGUCCUUGCAGACCACUAUGGAGUCUUCCCAUCUCUCUUGUACACUGAUGGUGGAAAAAGAGGGCAACUAUGGUGAACUGGAUGCAGUUGAAAUUCAGCCAAAAAAGCCAAUCUGGAGAAUGUCCUUGCUACAGAAAAUCUGGCAAAAGUCUCUCAGAACAGCCCGGCUUCUUCAAAGCCACACCGGAACCCCUGAAAGGCACCACCGCUGGAACCCCCAAAGAUACCAGGAUGGGACCCCUCCAGCUACGCCAGGAACCCCUGAAAGAACCGGGACGGGACCCCUGACACCCCAAACCAUGGCGGGAGCCCCCAGAGGAGUCGGGACCCUCCAAAGCAACCGGGAUGGGACCCCCCCAAAGACAUGGCUUCGAGAGGCCCCAGGACCCCCCAAAGGCCCCAGGACAGGCCCCCCCCCGCCAAAAGAACCAGGAUGAGACCCCCCCAUCCCCGAGUGCGGGGGCAAAGGGGGGCACAGACUGGGGGCGGAGAGGGAGUGUGAGUGUUUGCAUGGCUGAGUGUGCAUGGUGUGUGCACGAGUGUGUGUGUGUGCAUGCCUGAGUAUAUAUGUGUGUGUGUGUCUGUGUGUGCUGUGUGUGUGUGCACGAUGUGUGCAGGAAUGUGUACAUGAGUGUGUGCAUGCCUGAGCGUACGUGUGUGCUGCCUGUGUGUGCAGGAAUGCGUGUGCACGGCUCUGUAUGCGCAGGGUGUGUGUGUGCACGGCUGAGUGUACGUAUGUGUGUGUGCAUGCAGGAAUGCAUGUGCGUAGCUCUGUGUGCACAGUGUGUGCAGGAAUGUGUGUCUGGGGCUGUGUGUGUGCAGGGCCGAGUGUGCACGUGUGUGUGUGUGUGCAGAGCCGUGUCUGUGCAGCUUGUGUGUGCCUGCAUGUGAGUGUGCAAGGUUGUGUGUGGACGUGUGUGUGUGUGCAGAUGUGUAUGUGCAUGUGCACAUCCGUGUGUCUGUGCUGGCGAAGGGACGCCCCAGGGGCUCUGGGGACACCGGGGGUGAUGGGUGCUAGGGGUCCCCAAUGUCCUUCCCCCUAGCUCUCCUCAGACCCCCAGCCCCCCCAAAUCCCUCCUGCAGCUCCCCAUGACCCCCAACCUCCCCCCCAUCUCCCCCAGGUGAGGCCACGGGUGCUGAGGAAGAAGCUGGUGAAGGAGGUGGUGGUGAGGAAGAAGAGGCCGAAGGCUCCAGCCAAGGGCGCCGCAGCCCCACACCAGCCUAUUCUCUAUGACACUUUUAUUGGACUUCGGUUUUAGCCUUUAUGACUCACAUAAGACAUGGCUGUAUGUGAUGGGAAGACUGCUGCAAAAAUGGCGAGAAGAGGAUCAACAAGAAACAGUGGAAUCCACCCUUUGGAGUUUGCUGCUCGUUUGGCUGCUGAGAAGGAGGAGUCUCUGAAUUUGCUGCUGUACGAGACAGAUCAAGGAAGUUUAAUAAAAGUUCAGUUCUACCUAAAUGGUGGGUGGGAAUAUGCUUGUGUAAAGCAUAUGGUAUGUAACUGUUAUCGAUAUGCCUCAAAGCACUGUAUCUCAGCGGCUGGAACAUGGGAGGAAUCUUUUAAUCUGUACAGGUUUUUAACAAGGAUAAUUGACAUUUAGUGGCUUAAUAACAUAGAUAAUUUUAUAUAAUCAAGUCUGGCUGUCUUAUGUUGAACUUUCAGUAAACCAUCAACAUUUUAUAUUUAGGAAUAAUUUCUUAUUACCCAUCCUAAGUGGGAUGCUGGUUUUGCUAUUAAAAGGGUGGGUCUUGUUCAAAAAGCUCUGAAGGUAAUAGUUGGGUUGGUUAAGUCUGUGCCACACCUGCGGUCAGCAAUUGGGUACAGGUGAAGAAUUUGUCUCUUAAAAGGCCUCUCGAUUUAGAGGUGCGUUUGAGCCUUCUGUCAUUGUUUCUUCUGUGAGUUUCAGGUAAUGAUUUUGCUUGUGGGUUUGCUUUUUAGUCAGAGUAAAAUUGGUUUGGAAUGUGGCAGAGAAGUGUUAGCAGAAACAUUUGCAGUCAAUGAUGUCUUUCAUUGUUCUUUAUUAUUAGAAGUAGGAAUUCUUCAGCUUUUAUUUUGGCUAUAUUGAGACACAAAGGAUUUAGGUAUGGCCUAAAUGAGACUUCCAAUGUAGUUUUAGCAAUAGGUGUUACUGGUCUUCCCAGAGCUGGUUUAUUUAAUUUGAGUUUUGUGUCAUAAGUAGUUGAAAAUUAUGUUUGCCCAGAAUUUUUUGUAGGAAUACUGAAGGAAACUGUUAGGAUGCCUAUAUUGCUGCGUAUUUUUUUUUUUUGCUUGAUCUACAUCAGCAGCUGAGGACUCCAGGGAGGUAAAUAUGAGAGCGGUUUUAAAAACUUUUCCUAGGGUAGUGUCAGUAAACUAUUCACCAGUAAGGCUGUGACAACUGUGCCAGGCAAGUUAUUAGAAAUGGUAACAAAGAAUGGAAUUAAAGGGUAUGGAUAAGUGUGGUGUUUGUAUGGGGAAAUCCUACCACACGCAUCUCUCAUUUUUUUGAUGGAAACUGCAACCAUGUAAGUAAGUAUGAUUUGGUUGAUGCUGCGCUAUCUACUGUUUGUAUGGUGUUUUCUUAAGAGCAGGAAGAGAAAGCUAUUCCUAUACACUAGCCAAAACUAUGUAUGGAUUUUUUUGACCAUGGGUAUAACUGUUGAGUUCUGUGCACUUACUGAAUGAGAGCAUUGGCGGGGGGGUGGAAUUUCUGCCCUGUUUUGUGCUUUUCUGUUGUUGUUUAACUCCUGCUCAGAACUUGAAAAUGUUUUGAGUAGAGGGAACGUAAGAGAUUUUAGAUCUAGUGCCUAUAUAUAAAAAUAUUUUUAUCUCAUUUUUAGAAAAUGUUUUCACUUGUGUGGUGACUGUUCCAAAUAGUUUUAUGUAGAAAACCUUGUGUAAAAAGCAAUGAAUAGUGAGCUCUUGCAGGGGAGUUAAGGUUGCUCAGACAGGGUGAGUGAAUCUGGUCCAGAAACACUGCGUUUUGGUCAAGUGAGGAAAGUAGAAACUGAAAGAUGCUCCUCCUCACCAAGCUGUGUCCGGCUGCAUGUUCCAUCACGGCAGUUCUUGUGAUGUGUAUUCACUUCAGGAAAACAGAUCAUUUGGUUUACGCUUUGAUCCAAAUACUUUCCUCUAUUGCUUUUCUGAUAGUACUCUUGGGAUAAAAAUCUGAGUAUUUUUUUCAUGGUUUUUAGGCUAUCUGUUUUAUGUAUUGCAUUACAUGAAAUUUCAGAAUGUGAUGCAGAAUGAAAUUGCUGCAAUUUUACUGUAAAUAUUGCUCAACCCUAACUCAGUCUCUGCUAUUUCUAGAAGUUGUCCCAAAACCAUGAUGUGGCUUGGCACAGUUAAACACAACUGGCAAUCUCUGUUCAGUAAAGGUACUUAAUGUAGCUGUUGUGCAGGAUGAACUGGUUUUCACCUCAUGAUGCAGUGAGGUUUACGCAAGUCAGCGCAGAGGCCACUGCAAGACCCAUCCACGUUGUCUCUUUCCACUGGAGUCACUGUGUAUUGCAAUUCAGAUUGAAAAUGUCGUUGGUUUGGUUCUGGCUCCUGCGGUCCAUUUCAUGCAUCCUCACAUAAAAUUUCCCACUGGGAGUAACUGAAACAAUUGUAUAACUGGAGGGAAUGGAUAAUGCAAGCACGUUACCAUGGAGCUAGGGAACACCAUGUGUUAAAUAGGCUCCGUUUUCCUCAGUGGGGAGAGGUGGGGAGAGUUUGCUCCUGUGCUUGACCCUUUUACUGAUAUGAGGCCAGAGAUUAUCAUAAGAUCAGAAAGUGACCAGCGGGAGAAGCAAGAAUGAUAAUUAAGACCUGAUAUAGAUCAUCUGCCUACGUCUUGUGUCUUUAGUCAUUGAGGAAAGGCCAAUUCCAAAAUUUCUGCUUGCCGGUCCAUAGGAAGAGGAGUUUCUCGGUAAUGAUGACAGAUUUUCAAGUCUGGAAUUCAGUGGCUUUAUUAAUAUCAAGUGCUUCCUUUUUCCUUAAUUCAAUUUUAAGGCGGAGCUUCUGGAAACCAUACAAACCGUUGGGAGGGGAAGGAGCCGCCUCUCUGACCAAAUAUACGUGUCUGCGUGAUCUAGGCAUGUUUCAAACUCCUUUUCCGCUCAAGGUGCACAAAGGCUCCGUGCGUUUCAUAACCUUUCUAUCCCUUUUAUUGUUACGGCUUUUUAGUAUUUGAGCAUUCGUCAGUUUGACUUAAAUUGCAGGCAUUAAAGGGCUUGGGCGUGAAGUUCUCUUUUGGAAGCUUACUGUAGGGCAUCCCAUAAUCCUGAAGUGCAAUACAGCUCAAAGUAAUAAUUAUCUGAGUGCUGAAUACUGUACAAAGCAAUUAUUCUGACAGUGCUUCCUUGUCCCUUCCUUGUCUACUGUUAUUGAUGUGGCUUAUGAUGCUGAAAGGCAGCAUAUGUGUGUCUUAGGCAUAACUGAAUACUGCUGAUGACACUAAGCUGGGUGGAAGCGUGGAUCUGCUGGAGGGUAGGGAGGCUCUGCAAAGGGACCUGAACAGGCUGGACAGCUGGGCUGAGGCCAAUGGCAUGAAGUUUAACAAGGCCAAAUGCCGGGUCCUGCACUUGAGGCACAACAACCCUAUGCGGUGCUACAGACUAGGAGAAGUCUGGCUAGAAAGCUGCCUAGAGGAGAAGGACCUGAAGGUGUUGGUUGACAGCCGACUGAACGUGAGCCAGCAGUGUGCCCAGGUGGCCAAGAAGGCCAAUGGCAUCUUGGCUUGUAUCAGAAACAGCGUGACCAGCAUGUCCAGGGAGGUUAUUCUCUCUCUGUACUCGGCACUGGUGAGACCGCACCUUGAGUACCGUGUUCAGUUCUGGGCCCCUCACCACAAGAAGGAUGUUGAGGCUCUGGAGCGUGUCCAGAGAAGAGCAACGAAGCUGGUGAGGGGGCUGGAGAACAAGUCUUACGAGGAGCGGCUGAGAGAACUGGGGUUGUUUAGCCUGGAGAAGAGGAGGCUGAGGGGGAGACCUUAUGGCUCAACUACCUGAAAGGAGGUUGUGGAGAGGAGGGAGCUGGCCUCUUCUCCCAAGUGACAGGGGACAGGACAAGGGGAAAUGGCCUGAAGCUCUGCCAGGGGAGGUUCAGGCUUGACAUCAGAAAAAAAUUUUUCAUGGAAAGGGUCAUUGGGCACUGGAACAGGCUGCCCAGGGAGGUGGUCGAGUCGCUUCCCUGGAGAUGUUUAAGGGAGGGUGGAUGAGGUGCUGAGGGGUAUGGUUUAGGGAGUGUUAGGAAUGGUUAGAUUCGAUGACCCAGUGGGUCCCUUCCAACCUAGUCAUUCUAUGAUUUCAAGAUUUCAAGACAGAAGAGGGGGGGGUGAAUACGUGCACAAAACCCCUAGCACUGAAACAUGAAUUAAAGGUCCAUCUGAUUAUUUCUGACCUGAUGAACUGUUUUUCUGAAUCAAUACUCGCUCAGGGUUCAAGGUUCACAACUUGAAAUAUGUUAACAACUCCAAUGGAAAGACAGACUCUUUGUGGUUAUGCACUUCUAGUUGUAUAGCAUGUUUU